UGCUGGAGUGCAAUGGCGGCGCACCGGGGAUCGUCGAUGAAGUGGUUUUUUACCCGGGAGCAGCUGGAAACGACGCCGUCACGCCGAUGCGGAGUAGAGCCGGACAGGGAGUUGUCUUAUCGACAACAGGCUGCAAAUCUCAUUCAGGACAUGGGACAGAGGCUGAACGUCUCUCAACUCACGAUAAAUACUGCAAUUGUUUACAUGCACAGAUUUUAUAUGUACCACUCAUUCACCAAAUUUCACAGAAAUAUCAUCUCUCCAACUACAUUAUUCCUGGCUGCAAAAGUUGAGGAGCAACCACGAAAACUUGAACAUGUCAUUAAAGUGGCACAUGCCUGUCUAAACCCUCAAGAGCCUCCAUUAGAUACAAAGAGUAAUGCGUACCUCCAGCAAGCCCAAGAGCUGGUGAUACUUGAAACCAUAGUGCUACAGACUUUAGGCUUUGAAAUAACUAUUGAGCAUCCUCAUACUGAUGUUGUGAAAUGUUCCCAGCUAGUGCGAGCAAGCAAGGAUCUGGCACAGACUUCCUAUUUCAUGGCUACCAACAGUCUCCACCUCACCACCUUCUGUCUGCAGUACAAGCCCACCGUCAUCGCCUGCGUCUGCAUCCACCUGGCAUGCAAAUGGUCAAACUGGGAGAUCCCUGUGUCCACCGAUGGCAAACACUGGUGGGAGUAUGUGGAUAGCUCAGUCACCCUCGAGCUGCUGGAUGAACUGACACAUGAGUUUCUUCAGAUUUUGGAAAAGACACCUAGUAGAUUGAAGAGGAUUCGGAAUUGGAGGGCAACGCAAGCCGCCAAGAAACCAAAAGGUGAUGGUCAGCCAUCGGAUAACAGCUCCUUGGGGUGCCCUUCGGCCAUAAUCCAUGACCAGUCCAUGAUGGACGCCAUUCCUGGCAUGUCUGCCAACGCCACCUUCCUCAAAGCCUCUGCGUCAUUCCCAGUCACCCUGCCUGGCAACCUGGGUGGCUCCCUUUGCCUUGACUCCGUAGCCAAUUUGCAGGGCACCUCCUAUGCCCUCAGUGGCCCCGGUGACUGGCCCCAGGAUCAAGGGCAGCGCUUGGACCCGUACUCCUCCAAGCAGCUGCCCUCGCUGCAUGCACUUCGGCCGGACAGAGGCAUCGAGUUCAAUCCGGUCAAACAUGAACAGAAAGGUAACAGCGGUGGGAAGCACACGGCUCCCUCCUGUCUACCGCCGCCUACGCCUGCAUCUGCACCUCCCACCCAGAAGAUGUCACUGGAGAGGUACAAGGAGAAGCAUGCAGCAGAGCUGGCAGCACAGAAGCGCAGACAGGAGCAGCAGCAGCAGGGCACAGACGCCCUCGACAUGCAUGCAGGCUCUGCACAGGCUGAGCAUCGCAAGCACCCCCAGGCCCACACUUAUGGGCAGCAGGGCUCCAGCAGUGCCGGACCCUCCUCCACCGCCUCUCCUCUUAAGGUGAAGCUACCCCUGCUGGCCCAGGACAAGCCCCAGGGGGAAAAGCGGGACAAGGGGAGCUCGUUAAAACUCCGCCUCCCCAUCCCCGCCCCAGGCGAGAAAGGUUCAUCCAGUAGAGAGGAGCUGAAGAUGAAGAUCAAGGUGUCCUCCGAGCGACAUGGCUCAUCCGAUGAGAGCGGUGGCAAGAGCAAGCGUCCGAGUCUGCCGCUGAGCAAGGAGCGGCACAGGGACCACUCAGCCCACCGACACUUCCACGCACACGGUGGCAACGGGCGCAGCGCACCUGAAGCGCCCUCGCCCGCCGCUGCCCUCCGCAGCCCACCAGGCCUCAGUGGAGAGGGGCCAUCUGGAUCAUCACGCAAGAGGACACACGGCGACUCGGGUCAUAACCACCACUCGAAAAAGAGCAAAAGCUCCCGGAACAGUGCAGGUAGUCCCUCUCAUUGUUCCUCUGUACAGCAGUGUGUGUCGUCUCCCAGCUCUGAUCUUAAUCCUCCCUUCCCCUCUCCUCCCCCUGUCACACACCAGGUGGGCUUCGGACAGCUCAGCACCCUGGCGAGACUGGGCAGGAGGCCAGUGGGGAGUCGCGGGCCUGAGGAGGCCGCUUGGACCCCUGGUACUAUUGGCCUGCGCACAGACUACAAAGACUCUUUUGAUAUGCUUGAUUCGCUGUUAAGUGCCCAAGGAAUAAACUUAUAGAACCUACAGACAAGAAAAUGGGAGAGAAGCAAAACGUAAAUCAAUAAAUAAAAGAAUUCUUGGGUCUCAUCCUCACAAAGAAGGAAAAAAAAUGAAUGUGAGCGAGAGAUUAAGAGGACACGAAAAAACAAUAAUAAAAUGCUUCCCGAUCUUCUGAUCUCUUGGCAGUUCAGUUCAGUCCUGCCCAUUUCUGUAUGUGUAAAAUUGCUGCUUAGUCCUCCAUAUUUCCAAAUGGAUUGUGUGUGUGUGUGUGUGUGUGUGUGUGUGUGUGUGUGUGUGUGUGUGUGUGUGUGUGUGUGUGUGUG
This is a messenger RNA of Electrophorus electricus (electric eel), 2444 nucleotides long. RefSeq names its product cyclin T2a (gene ccnt2a). The record is from RefSeq and is a predicted model, not a curated record. NCBI's taxonomy places the organism in Eukaryota, Metazoa, Chordata, Actinopteri, Gymnotiformes, Gymnotidae. Gene Ontology annotation, molecular function: cyclin-dependent protein serine/threonine kinase regulator activity. Gene Ontology annotation, biological process: regulation of transcription by RNA polymerase II.